AUGGAGGCACCUGGCUGGUUCGAAGCCGUCCGAGCUCAGAUCAAAAAAGACGCAAUAAAAUUGCGAAUUGCGGAAAAAAACCAGGAGAGAUUGGAGAAAGAAAGAAACGAAAUGCGGUCCAGUCUUACUGAUAUUAAAAAAAAUAUCGAGGAAUGUGAAGAAAGUUUCAAGAUGGCUAUGGAGGAUAUAAAAGCGCAACUUAACGACAGAAUGAAGAGUGAAUAG
Messenger RNA from Oikopleura dioica, 225 nucleotides. Lineage: Eukaryota; Metazoa; Chordata; Appendicularia; Copelata; Oikopleuridae. The record is from the annotation of a GenBank genome assembly.